Amphiprion ocellaris (clown anemonefish) is the source of this 2397-nucleotide messenger RNA. RefSeq names its product oxytocin receptor a (gene oxtra). The coding region runs from base 740 to 1876 and encodes 378 amino acids. Gene Ontology annotation, biological process: G protein-coupled receptor signaling pathway; maternal process involved in parturition; regulation of systemic arterial blood pressure by vasopressin. The record is from RefSeq and is a predicted model, not a curated record. Gene Ontology annotation, molecular function: oxytocin receptor activity; vasopressin receptor activity; peptide binding. Lineage: Eukaryota; Metazoa; Chordata; Actinopteri; Pomacentridae. Gene Ontology annotation, cellular component: membrane. The transcript has 2 exons.
UCUUCUCAGAUGAGGUUGGUUGGUUACAAAAAUGGGAGCUAUAAUUUGGAGCAGAUCCUGGGGGUUCAGGCUCUGAGCAGAUCUGCUGCUGCUGCUGCCUGAACAGUGAUGGGACUGAUGAAUAGCGCACAUUGCCACCUAGUGGUGCUGAUGCGUUACUGUCAUUAUUGAACCGGGGACCUUAUAAUAGGGGCUUAUGCGCUCUAGUGUUGGCCAUUCCAGUUUUUGCCAGAGACGGUGAUGGAGCUUUCUAUUUCUUGCACCUUUUUCCUCUCACUUUUCUCACAUAUUUUGAUUUCCAGGGUUUAAUUUCGAAAACAUUUUUUUUCCAGAUCACAGCUUCUCAAUUCUUUGAGAUAUUAUGAUUUUGGAGAAUUACCAGUGAGGUGACAGAUUCAUGUUUUCUUUUUACACUCUUGUAGUUGUUUUGCAGGUCCAUACUGUAUAUCAUUUCUUUAACAUCUUAUCAGACGUUUCAGAAUAUUUAGACAGCAGGUGCUCCUUUCUCACGCCCCCUCUGUUUUUGGGAAGCAUGGGAGACUGAGGUUCAAGAGGAACAAGUGACUCUUCUCUCAGUUCACAACGAUAUCCUGAGCCUGCUCGUUUCUCAUUCUUCGUCUUGUCACCUGCGAGGACGCCUGUGAGAAAGACUUUGGUACUUAAGAUCCUCCAGGUGACUGUUUCAAUCAUCGCAUGAGUGCACAACCCUGACGCAUCUGCAGAGGAUCAGACUGCGACGAUGGAAAGUACCUCAAGUCUCAUCAACGGCACCGGCGGUUUGAACCAGACCAACCCUCUGAAGCGGAAUGAAGAGGUGGCGAAGGUGGAGGUGACUGUGCUCGCCCUGGUGCUGUUUCUGGCGCUGGCGGGGAACCUGUGCGUCCUGCUGGCCAUCCACACCACCAAACACAGUCAGUCCCGCAUGUAUUACUUCAUGAAGCACCUGAGCAUCGCAGAUCUAGUUGUGGCUAUAUUCCAAGUUCUCCCUCAACUUAUCUGGGACAUCACAUUUCGGUUCUACGGACCGGACAUUUUGUGCAGGUUGGUAAAAUACCUGCAGGUCGUUGGGAUGUUCGCCUCCACUUACAUGUUAGUUCUGAUGUCCGUAGACAGGUGUUUGGCGAUUUGUCAGCCUCUCCGCUCUUUGCACAGGAGAAAAGACCGUUUCUAUGUGCUCAUUUCUUGGAUCCUCAGUCUUCUCUUCAGCAUCCCCCAGAUGUUCAUCUUCUCCCUGAGAGAGGUCGGCUUGGCCGGAUCAGGAGUGUACGACUGCUGGGGCGACUUUGUGAAACCUUGGGGAGCCAAAGCUUAUAUCACAUGGAUCAGUCUCACCAUAUACAUCAUUCCAGUGGCCAUACUGAGCAUUUGCUACGGACUGAUAAGCUUCAAAAUAUGGCAAAACUUUAAAAUGAAAACCAGACGGGAGCGGUGUAUCAGCCUGACACCCAAAACCUCCAAAGGCAACACGCUGGCCCGAGUGAGCAGCGUGAAGCUCAUCUCCAAGGCGAAGAUAACCACUGUGAAAAUGACUUUUGUCAUCGUCGUGGCUUAUAUCGUCUGUUGGACCCCCUUUUUCUCCGUUCAGAUGUGGUCUGCGUGGGAUCCAGCAGCACCCCGGGAGGCCAUGCCCUUCAUUAUCUCCAUGCUGCUGGCCAGCCUCAACAGCUGCUGUAACCCCUGGAUCUACAUGUGCUUCGCCGGGCAUCUGUUCCAGGAUCUCAGGCAGAACUUUCUGUGCUGUUCCGCUCACUACCUCAAGUCAUCCCAGUGCCGCUGUGAGCGUGACUUUGACUCCAGCCACAAGAGCAACUCCUCAACCUUUGCCAUCAAGAGCACCAACAGUCAGAGGAGCAUCACACAGACUUCCACCACGUAAGCACCGGCCCUCCCUUCGCUUUCCCAAGCUGCUCAGUCAGCCUUCACUACAUGCUGUCGCCCAUAAAACAUCCAGCAUUUCGACUCCUUCAGAUACAUACAUCUGGCCCCAAGGCUUGAUGUUCAAGCGGGGGGGGAUCAAACGUCUUAAUGCUUUUCUUUCAGUGUAAAUGGAAUUGUUAAUAGAAAAAUAUUCUACAGAGUAUUAUUAAGGGGUGAUAUGUUCCUAAAUAAAACUUACAAAUAAUCAUGAACCAAGCUGAGUAAUCAACUGAAUCUUUUUUGUAUGUUUAUUUUUACACGUUUGUUGUUUUGGAUGUACAGUAUGUGUUUCCGUGUUCGCAGUGCAGAAAAUGUAAAUGACAGUAAAUGUAAAGAGAGUAUUUGAAGAAUUUUUCGGCGCUGUCAGCCUUGGCCAACCACACUAUUGAUUCAGUUAUUUUCACCAGCAAAGCUUAAUUGUCUGUAUUAUGGUGAGGUUGUUCCUCUGUUAUAUAUAUAUGUACAUAUAUAUAUAUAUAU